Molecule: messenger RNA, 1578 nt
Organism: Lutra lutra (Eurasian river otter)
Lineage: Eukaryota; Metazoa; Chordata; Mammalia; Carnivora; Mustelidae
Product: translation initiation factor IF-2-like
Source: RefSeq, a predicted model, not a curated record
AUGGCUGUUUUGCUAAAGCUCUUCUGUCAAGGCCUUCAAAGCUCGCCUCCGAUGAAAUCUUGUGAAGAUCCCGGCAGCCUUCCAGGCUCCCAAAGGCUGCUCAUCACUUUGGAUGAUGGUGUCCAUCAGUCCGUCCUGCAAGGGUGCUCGGAGCUGGAAAUCCUGGCUGACCCUCCAAACCUCUUCCCUACCCUGGGCACAGGAAACCGAGGCUCAUGGAGGUCUCCGAGCUGUCACACCACACAGCUUGCAUCCCAGUCCCGGAGAGGCAGUGGUAACCGGGCUCUCAGGGAGGCGAGCGCGAGGACACCCGCUGGCCCGGGGUCCCAUGGCUCAUCCCGCUGCAGCGCGCAGCUCCUCCCUGCGCGGGGCUCGCCCACGCGGAUCGGAGCCCCUUGCGCAGCCCGCGGCGACCCCUCGGGAAGCCGGGGUCCCGGAGUCCAGAGCCCCGGCCGGGUCCGGCGCACAGGCCCAGCGACGGCUGCCUCAGCAGUGGGUAGGGACCGCCGCGGCUCCGCCCGAGCCGUGGUCCGGCGCCCGGCACGCGGGGGUGGUCGAUGCUCUCAGCCCUGGGGUGGGUGGCCCAGACGAGCAGGGGGUGGGGGGCCGCCGAGGGACUCGGGCUGGGCGCGUGGCGGGCGGGGCGCUGGUGGGCGGGGGCGGGCGUGGGGGCGGAGCCGCGGCCAGAGGAGGCAGUGUCCCGAGCCCAGCUCAGGGGCCGGAGUGGCCGCCGCGGAGCCAGGCUGCCUCCAGGGAGCGCCCGGGCACAGAAGGGUUAACGGGCCACCGGGGCCCGCGCAGAGCAGGUACAGACCCCGCCGGGACCCCCGGCCCCGGCCGCCCUCUCUCCCGGGUCCCGUUAGAGCCCCCGCCGCGCGCGCCCGCGCAGCCCCAGCUCCCCGCGUCCCGCGUCCCGCGGUCGUGCCCCAGCCGCGACCCCGGCCCCAGCUCUAUAGCCUCGGAAGAUCUUCCAGUUCCUGGGGUCGAAUUCCUGGGGAGGGGGUUUCGGAUCCUCUGGAACUCUGGCCCCAUCACCCGGGCGGAGAAUCAGCCAAAAUUCCUACUAAGUCACGGAGUAAAGUUGGAAAACAUACCCAGGACCUCCCCGCACGCGCCGGCGCCUCCUUUGAGGAUGUGUGCCCCUGUCAUCCCCGUAAAUCCAGAGGCUGGGGUCAGGGACGCUGGGAGGGUUGCGCAGGGGUUCCCUUGAUCUGGCAGAGCCUGAUGACUGGAAAGGAAGGACACCUGUUUGGAUCGUCCUCCAAGACCCAUGAAUGGAGGGCACAGUGAGGACCAAGGAGUUCUGACCCAGGGCAGGGACUCUCCAGCCAGCCCUGAAACACGCUGUCCCACCCUCUCCCCUGCAGCAGCAGCCCAUUUUCCAGAAGUGGGUCCCUCUGGGGUUGAAGGGGUUAGCCCUGCCCAGGUCUGUCCUCCUUGAUCCUCACUGGCUGGUGUGGAGGUGUGGCCAGGAGGGGCCCAGGUUUGUCCAGACCAGCCUGCCACGGGGAUGACCACUUUUGACCUCUCCUUUCCUCACCCUGGGCAGUGAGACACACCAGAUGAGGAACAUAAAAA